AUGAUGAGCUCUCGGAGCCACGCAAACAUGAAUGUCUCGGCAUUGCAACCGUCACUGUCCCCUCAGUCCGUCACACGACGCGCUACCGUCGCGAAUGACAAUGAGCUCUAUCAUCACCGCACGUCGGGUGCGACCGUCGAGCGUGCGCCCAGUACUGACAACCAAGUGGAUGUGCAAAUUCUCAAGAAAUUAUCAGCAUCGGUUUCACAUUUUGAAGGUUCGCGCACGAAUUUGUCCUUUGUUGUGUCCGUAGAGACACUGAUCCCUGGCCGUCGCGCCUUUUCGGACGAACGCGAGUCCUGCCAGCUAGUAGCACGAUCCUUUAACGAUUUCCGACGCUUCCGGAAGUCGCUACUCGCACGUGUCGGUAGUCUCCACGACCCAUCGUUGCUGUUCUCCCGACGAAGUGGCAAGUGUCGAUGCGACGGCGUCAAUGGGUGCCCGUUUGACGUCACACGAAGCUUCCUUGAGCGGCUCAAGUUUACACGGAUGCCUUUUCUAAGUCUUGGGGAGAGUGAGGUCGAUCUGACCAAACGCCAACAGGAGAUGGACAAUUUCCUUCACAUCAUCUUCGCCAUCCUGCAUCGUAUGCAGCCCAGUUCGUGGCAUCCAGAGUGUCAGUUCUUACAGGACGUCAUGGCCUUUCUGGAGGUUGAAGAGUCGUUUUCUCAGCAGAUGGAGCUGCUACUGCGCAGCAAGAAUCGUCACAUGAAUCUGGACGGGUGGAAGGCACACACUCUUGAGACUUUUGGCUCAGGUAUUGGCGUGUAA
This is a messenger RNA of Peronospora farinosa, 771 nucleotides long. Lineage: Eukaryota; Oomycota; Peronosporomycetes; Peronosporales; Peronosporaceae. The record is from the annotation of a GenBank genome assembly.